This is a messenger RNA of Melitaea cinxia (Glanville fritillary), 405 nucleotides long. RefSeq names its product cytochrome c oxidase assembly factor 3, mitochondrial (gene Ccdc56). Gene Ontology annotation, cellular component: mitochondrial inner membrane. Gene Ontology annotation, biological process: mitochondrial respiratory chain complex IV assembly. Bases 142 to 405 code for a protein of 87 amino acids. The record is from RefSeq and is a predicted model, not a curated record. Lineage: Eukaryota; Metazoa; Arthropoda; Insecta; Lepidoptera; Nymphalidae. The transcript has a single exon.
UUCGCUUAAUUUACUCUGUCUGAUCUUUUUGACUCUGAUGUGUAAUCUGUGAUAAUCUGAAUAAUUUAUUUUAUUUAUUAUCUGUUCUAAGUAUAUGUUGAAAUAAAUUGAGGUUAGAUUAAAAAUAUUUAGCUCUUCGUAAUGGGCGACUCCAAUUACAAUCCUAAAGUUAAUAGCAGUGGACAAGAUCCAGUGUUAAAGCAGGCUGAGCUGGAUUACAUGAAAAUUAUUGAACAGAAAAAUCGCGAGCGUGUUCAAAAGUUGAAACAAAUUUCAAGAAAGAAUAGAAUCACUGGUUUAGCUAUUGGAGCCGGUGUACUCAGUAUUUAUGCGUAUUCGAUCCUGGCUGUUAAACAAGAAACAUUCUUGGACGAUUUCGAAGAACCUACCAAAGUGCAGCAGUAA